Messenger RNA from Rhipicephalus microplus (southern cattle tick), 2090 nucleotides. Its product is annotated as zinc finger protein 341. Gene Ontology annotation, molecular function: RNA polymerase II cis-regulatory region sequence-specific DNA binding; DNA-binding transcription repressor activity, RNA polymerase II-specific. Gene Ontology annotation, cellular component: nucleoplasm. NCBI's taxonomy places the organism in Eukaryota, Metazoa, Arthropoda, Arachnida, Ixodida, Ixodidae. The record is from RefSeq and is a predicted model, not a curated record. Gene Ontology annotation, biological process: regulation of transcription by RNA polymerase II.
AACUUUAGAAGGGGACCAAGCUGAGGCGAAUAAAAGUCCAGUUUCUUCUCUCUCAGUUUACACUCGGCCAUUGAAUGCGAUGACUACGACAGGACUCGCCCAAGACCUUGUGGCUGUGGAGAAGAUGACUGCUGGUGAGAGCACCGUGAUAGAGAUGCUGCCUUCGGGUGACUUGAUGACCUCAGAGCUCCAGGUGCAGGUUGAUGAAAAAGGAGUUGAGUUUAUUGUUGCCAAUACUGCUGAGCUAAAGGAAAUACCACGACCUGCUGUACAAGCUGUAGCAACAAGUGUCACCCGGGGCAAGCGGCGAAACCAGAUGGCCUCGGAAACCGCUUCCCAGAAAGGGGGGAAGACUCAGACGUGCCCGUUCUGCAGCAAGGCCUUCUGUAAAAACUUUGACCUGCAGCAGCAUAUUCGCUCACACACAGGGGAAAAACCGUUUCAAUGUGUCAUCUGUGGUCGUGGCUUUGCCCAAAAGUCUAAUGUGAAAAAGCACAUGCAAACGCACAAGGUUUGGCCCAAUGGCUUGUCGUGUACACUGCCACCACAGCUUGUUUCAGAUGGCUCACAGUCAUCUGUGGAAGACCCUAACGGCAAGGAUGACAAUGCAGGAAUCAAGAAGGCGGUUACUGCAGAUGACGUAGCCCUGGUGAACAGCUAUAGCUGCCCAUUCUGUCCUUUUGUGGGGAAGACUUACUUUGAGCUCAAGAGUCACCUGACAUUCCAUAAGCAGGAAAAGGUGUUCAAGUGCAUAGUGGGAAAGUGUGGCGAGACAUUCACCGAGCUAGAUUCCUUCUUGAGUCACGCCAAGAGUCAUGAGAGCAACAUGAUGUAUCGUUGUGGUCACUGUCCACGCACUCUGGCCUCCUUGUAUGAACUCAAUGUCCACCAACUUACACAUUCACUUUGUGUGACCAGUGACAAUCGUAGCAUCAGUGUCACCAUUGGUCGGGGCACAACUGCUGCCAAGGCCAACAACAGGCCCCACCAGUGCCCUCACUGUCUCAAUCGAUAUGCUACGCCAGAAGCAUUAGCUCAUCACCAAGCCACCUGCAGUCCCAACUACCCAUGCCCAAUAUGCCGAAAAGUGUUCCCUUGUGAGCGAUAUCUUCGGCGCCAUUUAAUUGUUCAUCGAGCGUCAACACCCCACGUCUGCUCAGUGUGCCACAAAGGUUUCAAGACUGACCAUUACCUUAAGGUCCAUGCAGUUGUGCACUCUGCAGAGAAGCCUUUCCUCUGUUCCCAGUGUGGAGCUACAUACCGACAGGACAAGCUGAAACGGCACUACCUUGUUCAUGAAUCAGUCAAACGAUUCAAAUGCCCUUUUGCUGCGCACCUAGGCUGCCGCAAAGAGUUCACCCGUGCUGACAAGCUGAAAUCGCACUUAUUGACUCACAGUGGCGUGAGACCCUACGAGUGCCGCACAUGUGGUCGUGGUUUCACGCAGAAACAAAGGCUGCAUGAGCAUGAGAAACUUCACUCUGACGUUCGCUCAUAUCAGUGCACCAGUUGCCAGCAGAGCUUCUUGAACCGCAAAGCACUGGAUGACCAUGCAUGCGCUGGCGCAGCCCACCACAACCGACAGGCAUGGUCUGCGGCACUUCGAGGGCAGCGGCGGCGCUUUAACAGCCCAAGGGCAGUCAAAGCAAGAGCGCGAUUGGCAAAAGGGCGAUCGACUGCAGCUGAGGAUGGCGUGGAUGAACUUGCCGGCGAGCCUGUUGAGUUAGGUAAAGGUGUGGGUGAGAAACAGCUUGACUCUACUGGGCCCAAUUUGGAAGAAUUGGAAUGUGCAGAGGAUAUUCCAACAGCACACAUUGAGAUUAUUUCAGCAACAGGAGAUUUGGACACUGCAGUUGCUGCUGUGACACAGGUGUACCAGCCUGUAGAAGAAACCGUGGUGGUCAAUGGUGUAGAGGAAACUACUAUUUUAUAUGAAGCUGUAGACGAACCUUAUAGUGAGGUAGUUUAAGAAGCAUUGCAUAUUAUGACACAUCCUUCUGGCUGCUGGCAACUUGCCAAGCAUUCUUUUCAUCACGAGACACUACUUGGUGCUAAACAUAAAUUUUGAAGGCUUUUGUCGUGUUGAUGAC